AUGGAUCCCAUCAGAUUCCAUCAUGCCUGCCGCUGUGUAAGGCUUCCUGCUACUGAAGAAACCAAAGUUGUGGCGAUGACACCAGCCAUGGAGCCACGUGUUAAUGGAGCAUGUCCUCCUGUUUCUUUCUAUAUUGUUGCCGUCAAUGGGAAGAAUGGAAGAGAAUAUGACCUGCACCAUGGAGUUAUUGCUACAGAAGAUGAAGAGUAUUUUAUAGAGCCUUUAAGGAAUAUAACAAAAAAUUCCAGUAAAUAUAAUUAUGAAAAUGGUCAUCCUCACGUUAUUUACAAAAAGUCUACCAUGCACCAACAGCUUCUCUAUGAUCGUCAUCAUUGUGGAGUCUCAGAAGACCUCCCAAGAAGCAGUAAGCCUUGGUGGAUGAAUGAUGCAUCUGCUUCUCCAACUUCACUUCCAGUUAAUGACACACUGAACAGCCACGGUCGACAGAAGAGAUCCAUAAGCCUGGAGCGGUUUGUGGAGACGCUGGUAGUAGCAGACAAAAUGAUGGUGGGAUACCAUGGUCGCAAAGACAUUGAACAUUACAUUUUGAGUGUAAUGAAUAUUGUUGCCAAACUUUAUCGUGAUUCCAGUCUAGGAAACGUUGUGAAUAUUAUAGUGACUCGUUUAAUUGUCCUCACUGAAGAUCAGCCAAACUUGGAGAUAAACCACCAUGCAGACAAGUCCCUCGAUAGCUUCUGUAAGUGGCAGAAAUCCAUUCUCUCCCACCAAAGUGAUGGAAACACCAUUCCAGAAAAUGGGAUUGCCCACCAUGAUAAUGCGGUUCUUAUUACUAGAUAUGAUAUCUGCACUUACAAAAACAAGCCUUGUGGAACACUGGGCUUGGCCUCUGUGGCUGGAAUGUGUGAGCCUGAAAGGAGCUGCAGCAUUAAUGAAGAUAUUGGCCUAGGUUCAGCUUUUACCAUUGCACAUGAGAUUGGUCACAAUUUUGGUAUGAAUCAUGAUGGAAUUGGAAAUUCCUGUGGGACCAAAGGUCACGAAGCAGCAAAGCUAAUGGCAGCUCAUAUUACAGCAAACACCAACCCUUUCUCUUGGUCAGCCUGCAGUCGGGAUUACAUCACCAGUUUUUUGGAUUCAGGCCGUGGUACUUGCCUUGAUAAUGAGCCUCCCAAGCGUGACUUUCUUUAUCCAGCUGUGGCCCCAGGUCAGGUGUAUGAUGCUGAUGAACAGUGUCGCUUCCAGUAUGGAGCAACAUCCCGCCAAUGUAAAUAUGGGGAAGUGUGUAGAGAGCUCUGGUGUCUCAGCAAAAGUAACCGCUGUGUUACCAACAGCAUUCCAGCAGCUGAAGGUACUCUUUGCCAAACAGGGAGCAUAGAGAAGGGGUGGUGUUACCAGGGGGAGUGUGUACCUUUUGGCACUUGGCCCCAGAGCAUAGACGGAGACUGGGGUCCAUGGUCAAUCUGGGGAGAGUGCAGCAGGACCUGUGGGGGAGGCGUCUCCUCGUCUAUAAGACACUGUGACAGUCCAGCGCCUUCAGGAGGAGGAAAAUAUUGUCUUGGCGAAAGGAAACGAUAUCGCUCCUGUAAUACUGAUCCAUGUCCUUCAGGGGCCCGUGAUUUUCGAGAAAAACAAUGUGCAGACUUUGAUAAUAUGCCUUUCCGGGGAAAGUACUAUCACUGGAAACCCUACACUGGAGGUGGGGUUAAACUGUGUGCAUUAAACUGCUUGGCUGAAGGUUAUAAUUUUUACACUGAACGUGCUCCUGCAGUAAUAGAUGGGACUCAGUGCAAUGCUGAUUCACUGGAUAUCUGUAUAAAUGGAGAAUGCAAGCAUGUAGGUUGUGAUAAUAUUUUGGGGUCUGAUGCAAAGGAAGAUAGAUGUCGUGUUUGUGGAGGAGAUGGGAGCACAUGUGAAGCCAUUGAAGGUUUCUUCAAUGAUUCAUUGCCCAGAGGAGGCUAUAUGGAAGUGAUUCAGAUUCCAAGGGGUUCUGUGUACAUUGAAAUAAAAGAAGUGGCAAUGUCAAAGAACUACAUUGCUUUAAAAUCUGAAGAGGAUGACUACUAUAUUAAUGGUGCCUGGACUAUUGACUGGCCAAGAAAGUUUGAUGUUGCUGGAACAGCUUUCCAUUACAAGAGACCAACAGAUGAACCCGAGUCUUUGGAAGCCCUAGGCCCUACAUCAGAAAAUCUCAUAGUCAUGAUUCUGCUACAGGAACAAAAUUUGGGUAUAAGGUAUAAAUUCAAUGUUCCCAUCUCUCGCACUGGCAGUGGAGACAAUGAAGUUGGCUUUGUGUGGAAUCAUCUGCCUUGGUCAGAAUGUUCUGCCACUUGUGCUGGAGGUGUGCAAAAACAAGAGGUGGUGUGUAAAAGGCUGGAUGACAACUCCGUUGUGCAGAACAAUUACUGUGAUCCUGACAGUAAACCUCCAGAAAACCAAAGAGCCUGCAACACUGAGCCUUGUCCAUCUGAGUGGUUUAUAGGAGAUUGGUCAGAAUGCAGUAAGACCUGUGAUGGAGGAAUGCGUUCACGAACUGUUCUCUGCAUCAGGAGGAUCGGACCUUCUGAGGAGGAGACACUGGAAAAUACCAACUGUUUAACACACCAGCCUAUUGAAAAAGAACCCUGUAACAACCAGUCCUGUCCUCCACAGUGGGUCGCUUUGGACUGGUCAGAAUGCACACCAAAGUGUGGUCAAGGAUUUAAGCACCGAAUUGUUCUCUGCAAAAGUAGCGAUCUUUUAAAAAAUUUCCCAGCUGCUCAGUGCCAAGAGGAAAGCAAACCUCCAGUCCGCAUCCGCUGUAGUUUAGGCCGAUGUCCUCCUCCUCGCUGGGUUACUGGAGACUGGGGACAGUGUUCUGCACAGUGUGGUCUCGGGCAGCAGAUGCGAACAGUACAGUGCCUCUCGUACACCAGACAAGCAUCCAGUGAGUGUCCAGAAACACUUAGACCUCCAUCAAUGCAACAGUGUGAAAGCAAAUGUGACAGUACUCCCAUUUCCAACAUGGAAG
Molecule: messenger RNA, 2965 nt
Organism: Tinamus guttatus (white-throated tinamou)
Lineage: Eukaryota; Metazoa; Chordata; Aves; Tinamiformes; Tinamidae
Source: RefSeq, a predicted model, not a curated record